Ramularia collo-cygni is the source of this 2163-nucleotide messenger RNA. Its product is annotated as related to U3 snoRNP protein. Gene Ontology annotation, biological process: rRNA processing. The record is from RefSeq and is a predicted model, not a curated record. Gene Ontology annotation, cellular component: Mpp10 complex; small-subunit processome; nucleus. The coding region runs from base 1 to 2163 and encodes 720 amino acids. The transcript has a single exon. NCBI's taxonomy places the organism in Eukaryota, Fungi, Ascomycota, Dothideomycetes, Mycosphaerellales, Mycosphaerellaceae.
AUGGCCACAACAUCGAAACCGUUCGUCGCGACACUCCGGAAAUCACCACACGAAUUCCUUCAACCUUCCUUGCCCCUCUACACGGAUGCCAUCGCAUACUUGAAGAACUUCCUGGACCCACUAGCACAGGAUGUCAGCGCUGAGCAACAGCAACGGCUGAAAGAAACGCGCAAGAAACGCAAACGAGGCCAACCGGGUGGAGACGAGGAGGUCCUGCGUCUCAAGCAGCUUCAUACUGACGGCUUUGGCGUCGAGCAAGUUUGGGAGCAAGCGAGACGGGUUAUUGAUGCUGCGCGGGACGAGGCUGAGCGAGAAUACGAGCUGGCACGACAGCAAAGUGCUGAGGCUGAUGAUGUGCCCAGUGGGAGAAAGGCAGUGAAGUUUGCAGAUGAGCCUGAAGAGGACGACGAGGCUGGCGACAGCGAGGACCUGGGCGUGGAAGGGGUAGACUUUGAGGUCGAAGGCAUAGAUGAUGGCGAAGAGGACUGGAGUGACGAGGAUGAAGAAGGGAGUGACGAUGACGGCGAAGGUGAAGACGCUCUUCAAGAUGCUCUUGACGGAGAGGACAUGGACAUGGAUAUGCACGACGACUUCGACAACAUGAAUGAAGAUGGAGAGUCUGAAGAAGAAGCACCGGAGCUUGUCACCGACAAAUUUGGACUCAAUGAUGGCUUCUUCUCCAUUGACGAUUUCAACAAGCAAUCGGAAUUCCUUGAGCAGCAAGAUGCGCGUGGCGACGAUGAUGGAGCUGCCAGCGAUGAAGAAGACGUUGACUGGGAUGCUGAUCCGCUCGGAAAGGGUGCAGGAGCUGUCAUCACAGACGGCGACGACGCUGAAGCUGGUGCCGACGGUUCCGAAGACGAGGAAGGCGGCCCAAUAUUUGGCGAUCCAGAUGCGCCUAGCRAGGACGAAGAUGAAGACCUAGAUGGCGGGGAUCUUGAUGGCAUGGGAGGYAUGGGCAACACCAACGAUGUCAUGUAUAAGGACUUCUUCGCUCCACCCGCACAGAAGAAGAAGAAGAACAAGAAAGGCCGGCCGAACCCACACAAUUUCCCGGCCAAAACUAUGGAUCCGGAAGAAGACGCACAAGAUAUGACACGCACUAUGGAAGCCGUGCAUCGCGAUUUGUUUGAAGAUGGCGCCUCCGAAGAGGAGGAAGAAGAAGAGGACGAGGAGCAGCAGGCAGCUUUCGACCGUGCCGAACCUCGUUCUCGCCGCUCUGCACAUGAGCGCCGCAAGGCUGAGCUGGCCGAGGAGAUUCGUAAGCUAGAAGCUGCUAAUGUAGCCAAGCGCGAAUGGACCUUGUCUGGAGAAGCGCGCGCAGCAGAUAGACCCAUGAACUCUCUCCUCGAACAGGACCUGGAUUUUGAGCGGGCCGGUAAACCUGUGCCUGUCAUCACGGCGGAAGUAAGUGAGAGCAUUGAAGAGCUCAUMAAACGCCGCAUUCUCGCUCUGGACUUCCAAGACAUUCCUCGACGUCGACCGGAUGACCUCGCAACGGGCAAGGAAGGAAGGCGCGGCGCCCAGAAUUUCGAGCUUGACGAUUCGAAGAGCAAAAAGGGUCUUGCYGAGGAGUACGAAGAGGAGCAUCUCAAGCGUACAGACCCGAAUUUUGUGGAUGUCAAGGACGAGAAGCUCGCGAAAGAGCAGAAAGAAAUUGAAGCUUUGUGGCGGGAGGUCUCUGGGCAGCUCGACAGUCUGAGCUCAUGGCAUUUCCGGCCUAAGCAAGCUGCACCACAGCUUGACAUCCGCGUCGAUACACCGGCCGUGGUCAUGGAGGAUGCUCGGCCGAGUGCUGGCGGGGACGUGGCGGGUGCGAGUCAAUUGGCACCGCAGGAGGUCUACAAGGCCGGCGAAGCGACUGAGAAGGGUAGCAAUACAGAGGUUGUGGGUAAGAGUGGAUUGCCCGCUGGCCGCGAGGAACUGACGAAGGAUGAGAGGAAGAGGAGGCGGAGGAGAGAAAAGGAAAGAAUCAGGAAGGCGGGAGGAGCGGAUGGCGAUAAGAACGAGAGCAGGGCAAAGAAAGACAAGAAGGCCAUGCUGGGAGAUCUCAAGCGUGGUGGCGUCAAGGUCAUUGGUAAGAAGGGCGAGGUGCAGGACGUUGACGGGAAAGUUGCGAGGAAGGAAAGCGGUGGACAGGGGGCAGCAAAGUAUAUGCUGUAG